AUAUAUUCAUCAGUAUGAGUGGAGAAGCUCAUUAGACCUGCGGGUGUCGACACUGACCUAUGCUGGAGAGAACCGGAGAGUAGCGUGUUCCUGCUGCGCUAAUUCUACUACGCGCAUAUAAUCGCACCGGAUUGCUAGCUGUUCACCAGUUAUCUGGAAAACGUACACGCAUUAUCAUGGAACCAAAUUUAAUUCUAUUUUUUUUUAGAGGGGAAUAAACAUACAAAAAACGAACGACAGCAUGUGCAUUGUGUUCGAUUCCUUUGUGUUCUUGUUAAGAAAUUAAUCGCAUCACGCCUGGAUACAGCCUACUGAAGGAACUGCGCUGCUGAAGGCGCCAUCAGUUUGGAAACAAUUCAACAGCGAUAUCUGGAGCGGAAGAGACGGUGUACCCAAAUACGCAUGCGUGUCAUCACCAGCACGGUUUGGAUCUCUUUUUUAAGUGGGCCCAGAGGAAAAGCAGUCACGCGGAGGCACUGAAAACCGCGCACGUGCAAUGGCAAUUCUCGCCACUUCGAUCUCAAACGACUCCAUCAUUAGACCAGCCGGAUUUUACGUAAUCGGUUUUACGUAUUUAAAGUUCGGUGAUUUAUAUUUAAUUUUCCUCGGUUUCAUUUAUGUCGUAACGGUUUUGUGCAACUUCUUUAUCAUUUUCAUUAUAUGGACAGAUCAUCGCCUGCACACUCCAAAGUACAUUGCGGUGGCUAAUUUAGGGGUUGUCGAUUUGAUUUCCAGUACAUCCUUGCUUCCAAGUACGAUCAACAUGUUUGUGACAAAAGAUACCUUCAUGUCCUAUGACGCAUGUUUGAUACAGAUGUUUUUUUAUUACGGUUCUUUAGCUCUAGAGUCAUUUUCCCUCGGUGUACUGGCUUAUGACCGGUUGAUUGCGAUAUGUUUCCCCCUGAGGCACAGUACCAUCAACACACCCACAAGCAUGAUCAGUAUUUUAGCGGUUGUUUGGUCGUUUUGUGUCAGCGUCACGGUGUUCAUGAUCUUGAUCUUGGCGAAACUGUCUUUUUGUGAUUCCCUCACUGUGUACAACUUUUUCUGUGAGUACGCAGCCGUGACCAAUCUGUCAUGCAACGAUAACGCACUGCAUUGGGCCGCUGGCUCUUCUCUGAGUAUGAUCAUUUUGUUUGCGCCCCUUAGUUUCAUCCUCAUAUCAUACGUGUGUAUUCUGGCAGCCGUGUUUAGAAUGAAAAAUGUGGAGAGUAAAUACAAGGCACUUGCAACUUGCACUGAACAUCUGGUCCUUGUGGCGAUUUUCUAUGUGCCGAUCAUAACGCUGUACAUCACUGAACUUUUCUUAUUUCUCGUCAAUCCAAAUGUCAAAAUGGUAAACUUGUCGUUUGCCUCAUGCCUCCCGGCUUGUCUGAACCCCAUUGUGUAUUCCCUGGCAACCAAAGAAAUCAGGAACAGAAUACUGGCUAUGCUCCAGAAAGUAAAAAUAGCAAUAGCACACCCCCAUUAAUUCCAUUUGAAUAUUGCGUUAUGAACUGUCUUAAUUAUUUUCAUUUUCUCUUUUAUCGUCUUGCGAUGUGCUCGUGUAAUACUCUAAUGUGCCAUCAGCAAGACCCUGUUCUUAAUUGACCAACCAGGCUAAAUAAAGGUAAUACAUAUACAUCUCCUGGGUCUAAUUUUAAAGGGGGACGAUAUAGCUCAGGAGGUAAGACCGAUUGUCUGGCAGUC
This is a messenger RNA of Anguilla anguilla (European eel), 1689 nucleotides long. RefSeq names its product olfactory receptor 1D2-like. NCBI's taxonomy places the organism in Eukaryota, Metazoa, Chordata, Actinopteri, Anguilliformes, Anguillidae. The record is from RefSeq and is a predicted model, not a curated record. The transcript is spliced from 2 exons. Gene Ontology annotation, molecular function: G protein-coupled receptor activity; olfactory receptor activity. The coding region runs from base 497 to 1471 and encodes 324 amino acids. Gene Ontology annotation, biological process: G protein-coupled receptor signaling pathway. Gene Ontology annotation, cellular component: membrane.